AUGCUUCUCCAUCACUCUCCAAUUCCGCUGGUCUUCAUAGCUCUCAUACAACACCACAAUUCUUCUCUGGCACAAGGCAGCACACAGCCAAAAUUGGUUGAACAACCUAGAGGCUCGAGCUUUGAGCUGACAUGCAUCUCUGAAAGAAGUUUGACGAAUGUGAUGAGAGACACAAACAGGUCAUGUCCAAUCAAUGAUGAAUUCCAGAGCUUUUCAGGUCAAGGUCCUCAAUUUCGAUCCGACGGACUGGUCUAUAAGUUCGAUGCAGUAACCGUCAAGCCAAUCCGAAAAUCGCCAGACGAUGAGAAAUCAGAUGAUUUACAUGGAUUUGUUCAACAAAGAUGUUAUCGUGACGAAAUCGAAACCACCAAUGAGCCUGUUUGUGUCUAUCUCAACUCAGGGUUCAACCACGGCCGAGGUAUGGUCAUCGUCUCGCGCCGAUCGGUCCUUGAAGGUAUUGUUGAGCGAAUUUUCAAGCCCGAAAGCAUGCUCGCGAAGGACUUCAAUCGGAAUCCAGGAAGCUUCAACGUGAUAGAUAUGCCAGAGAAGGGUGGAAAAGGAAUCAUCGCUUCACAGAAAUCUCAUGUUGGCGACUUGGUUCUCACUACAUAUCCGGUUCUCAUCAUCACGUUCGAAGCAGGAUUGUGGAAUCACCCACAGGCUUUCGAUUUAGAGAAGACGAUGGUAGACUAUUUACCACUAGAAACUAGAGCGGAAAUCGCUACCUUGCAUGGUGAAGGUGACACUGAAGCAUCUUGGAUGGUGUCGGCUAUCCAGCGAAACAGCUUUCAGCUAAUGUUAGAAGGUGAGCCCUACGUGGCUCUCUUCUUGGAUGCCUCGCGGGCGAAUCAUGACUGUCGCCCUAAUGUGGUCUAUCACACAGACGGAGCCACCUUGAAGUUAAAUAUGUAUGCGGUUCGCGAGAUAGAGGUAGGCGAGGAGCUCGUUGCAGCGUAUCUGAACAUACAACAGCCAACAGAAACUCGACGCGCCUACCUUCGUCAACAUUAUGGCUUCGAGUGCCAAUGUUCAGUGUGCUCUUUGCCUGAGCAUUUGAUUGAAUUGUCAGACUCUCGAUUGAAACAAAUUGGGGAACUUUCUGAAGCAUUGAGUGACUGGACAUCAACAUCUAUAGCUGAUACAAGCAUGGCGGAAAAUUUACUGGAGCUCUAUAAGCUGGAGCGAUUGGAGAUUUACAUGGCCGACGCUUAUGCAACUGCAGCUGCACGCUACAAUUCUAUCAAAGACUGUGACAAAGCAAGGAUAUAUGCUUCCUUAGCUAGUUCCCGCGACAUUCGGUUACGCGGUGCGGGCUCUGAGUAUUUGGAAGAUAUGAUUAGUUUGAGAGAUUCGCCCGAAGCACAUUGGACUUAUGAUCAUCGCAAUAAGCAAGAUAUGCAUUAG
Melampsora larici-populina 98AG31 is the source of this 1404-nucleotide messenger RNA. RefSeq lists its product as uncharacterized. NCBI's taxonomy places the organism in Eukaryota, Fungi, Basidiomycota, Pucciniomycetes, Pucciniales, Melampsoraceae. The coding region runs from base 1 to 1404 and encodes 467 amino acids. Gene Ontology annotation, molecular function: protein binding. The transcript has 4 exons. The record is from RefSeq and is a predicted model, not a curated record.